UAGUUACAUACCUUACAAAUAAUUUAAAUAGUUGACACCUUUAAUAAAUUUGCACAAAUACAAAAAUGAAAAGAAAAACUGCUAAAGUGAUUUAGGGAAACAAAACUUGACAACCAGCAUCAAAUUGUGUCAGUGCAAUUUUUCUCCAUAUAAAUAAGAAAUAUGGGAUAAUUUUCUUGCUAACAGUAAACACUGCAAAUAAUCGUCCAUCUUGAAAAUAUGCACUCUAUCAGUUCUUUAUAAAUUUUGGACACUGAACAUGUUAGUGUCCGAUGCAGUGACAACACUAAUGCAGCAUGCUCUCUGUGUGAAUCCAACACAACCCUCUUGGCUCAAGACACAGGCAGAUUUACAUUUUGCACAUGCCCAGUAUUCUGGUGCUAUGCACUGUUACAUGGAGGCAGCCUUGGUGGCGUCAGACUAUUUCUCCCGUCCCGUCCCCAAGACCAUCCUUGAUGACCAAGUGUACAAGAGGCUCAUCAAGAGCUGCAACUUUCUGCAGUGUUACACACAGGUAGGGGGCGUUGAUAGGACUAUUUUUAAGAUUCAGGAUGAGAAAAAAAUGAAUUAAAAGCUGAAUUAAAGCCACAUUUUAAUACUAAUUUUCAUAGACAAACAAUUCUUAAUAUCUUAUCUUAAUAUCCUCUCUUCUUGACUGUAUUAUUUCAGUUUCAAUGGU
Messenger RNA from Lingula anatina, 679 nucleotides. RefSeq names its product integrator complex subunit 8-like. NCBI's taxonomy places the organism in Eukaryota, Metazoa, Brachiopoda, Lingulata, Lingulida, Lingulidae. The record is from RefSeq and is a predicted model, not a curated record.